UUAGUUAACUUGUGAAAAUGUCGCAGUAAACCUGUAAUUGAUAGACAACUGACCGGGUUUAGUCCAGGUUAACGGACAAUCGGUGGGUUUAGGUGGGAGAAUGGAGACGUUCAGUAAGCUAACCAGCAUGCUUCUGCACGCGCUGGAGACGAGGGAGCCCACAGUGGACCUUCUGGAUUCCUUUGUGGAUCAUUGGAAAUCAAUCACAAACUAUUACAUCGAGACAACAGAUGACAGUCGUCCUGUCAGACAGACAGAGAUCCCCUGGCGUCUCAGACAGAUGUUGGACAUCUUGGUGUAUGAGGAGAAACAACAGUUGGUGGAGGACACAGGCGUGUGCAUGGAGUAUCUGCUGCAGCACAAACUGUUGGAGACUCUGGUCACUCUGGGGAAAGCUCAGUAUCCUCCAGGUAUGUCUCAGCAGGUGUUGUUGUUCUUCUCGAAGCUGUUGUCUCAGGUGCAGAAACCUUUGCUUCACCUGGUGAAUGUCUACAGACCUGUACAGAAGCUGAUUCGUCUCUGUGCACUUCCUGGUUCCCAAACGGAGAAGGAGGAAGCUCAGUUCCUAUUGGUCGUCUGCUCCAGAGUCAAACAGGAUCCGCACAUGCUCAGAUAUGUCUUAGAGAUUCUGGACCAACCAGCAGCCAGGACUCCAGCUUCUGACCAAUCACAGCUCGACACACAGGUGUCCAAUCAGAGGACAGAGACACCAGCGUCCUCCAGCCAAUCAGAUUCAUCAGGCUCCAGUCCUGUCCAAUCAGAGAGCAGUCUGCUGUUGGCUCUGCUGCAGCUCACCAAGGAUAAGAGGGGCGGAGUCAGUCUGAAAGCCUAUGAAAGCCUCCUGCUGCUCUCUGGACUCCAGUCUGGAUCCUCAGGGGAGGUUCUGUCAGAUCAGACCCAGCUGGGAGAGCUGCUGACUGGGAGGCUGACGAAGCUUUACUCCCUGCUGCCUCUGGAGAGUCUGGAUCCUGGACAGGUGCAGAGCUGGCCCCAGACACCAUGGAGUUCUCAGUUCUCUCGCUGCAGCUCUGAUCUCAGGUCAGAGUCUCCUGCUUCUGAUCACAUGACCAACUUCUUCUCCUGGUUUGACUUCCUGGAUCACCUGAUAAGAGAGGCCCCACAGGUGUUGUCAGUGAAGUUAUCUCAGUGUGUUCAUCAGUUGUGGUUGGUGGAUGUUCUUCAGCCUCAGCUGCUGAACACGUGUGAACAGGUGGUCCUGGUCUCCACUUCCGUCCUCUGUGCUGCUGUCAGACUGGUCCAGUCCUCCUCUCUGUUGGAUCAGCUGGUCCACUUCCUGUUGAGGACACACCCCCUGACACACCUGCUGCUGCAGCGCUGUGACCACAUCUCAGACCAGAUCAGCAUGGCGUCCCUGUCUCUGGUAGAGGAGUUACUACAGAAGCCUCACAGGGACAUUUUGGAGGUCCUGGUGUUGAGUUAUCUGCGGGGGCGGGCUUACCUGUCUCCAUCAGCUGCAGGUGUGGACGACAGACACACAGAGAGCAACGAGGACAGCGAGGAUCUGGAGGAGGAUCCCUUCUUCUCUGACAGCUUGUUCUCAGACAGUCAGCUCCUUCCUCCUCCUCCUCCUCCUCCUCCCCUCCCCCCCUCUGCUCCUCUUCCCUCUGGGCUGGGAUCAACUGCUGAUGUCAUCAACAGUUUCCUGUGUUUGGUUCCUGUUCAGGUUCGAUCAGCUCAGCUGCUGCAGGAGGGAGGAUACGAGUCAUAUGUUCAUGAUGCUCACACACUGGUGACCGACUGCCAGUCUCUCUCUCAGUCGUGGGAUUGGCCACCCAGUCUUCCUCCCUCCUCCUCCUCAGGUGAGGGGGAGGAGUUCUCCGAGGGUCAUCUGUUCAAAGUUCUGUUUGACCGACUGGGACGCAUCCUGGAGCAGCCGUACGAGUUGAACCUGCAGCUGACGGCGGUUCUGUCCAGACUGUCGGCCUUCAACCAUCCACUGCUGCAUGAGUACCUGCUCAACCCCUACAUACACCUGUCUCACUGCUCCAGGUCACUCUUCUCCGUCCUCAUUAGGGUGAUGGGAGACUUGAUGCAGAGGAUCCAACAGAUUUCCAGUCUGACGGACAGACUGUUGAACACUAGGAGACGCCUGCUGGGACUGAGCCACAACACUGGGCUGGAGUACCUGACCCUGCUGAGGGGGGUCAUUGUCCUGGAGGAGUUCUGUAAAGAGCUUGCCGCCAUUGUCUUCGUCAAACUGCCCCUAGACCAGCAGUGACUCACCUGGACCAGAACAGAUUCACCUGGACCAGCUAGACAGGUACUUCUGACAAACCUGGGGCUGGUAUACACUGACCGCUACAGCUGACACAGGUGGACUAGGCAGUUUGGUACAGGUUCACCUGGCAGUCCUGCUGCACCUGGAACAGACAGGAAGUGGACUCACUAUCUAAGAUAAGACGCAUCUUUAUAUCUUUAUUGAUCGAUGUUGUGGUCUUCAGACCUGAAUUGGAACCUGCAGGACCCUGAACAGGUCACUAUCAUCAGGGUUCAACUGUGACAUCACUGUGUAUUUCUUUAUUCUAGUUGGAUUGUACUGUGUCUCUGGUGAGAGAGCAGAGAGAUUCAUGUGAUACAGACUCUGUAGACCUCCACCAAGACCAGACAGUCCUGCACGUCUGCCAGGUCCAGAUCCACAUCUGGAUCCAGAUCCAGAUCCAGAUGUGGAUCUCAACAUGUCUGAGUUUUUACCUCAAAUCCAAACAAACUGACAAAGUGUUUAAUAUGUGAUGAAAGCUUCUGGCUCCGCCUCUCUAACCGAAUCAGAACCAACAGUUUCUACUCUGGACCAGGAUCCAUCCCACAGACAGACAGACAGACAGACAGGUGAAAACAUGAGCUCUGUGAUGGAGGUGAUGAGUAAAUAAAUAUGACCCCUCCCCCACAGUCUCAGGUGUGGGCGGUACCUUCCUUCUCACCUGCUGACCAUGUGGACAUCCAUCUGCUUUUAUGAAUAUUGAGCCCAGAAAUCUGAUUGGAUAAAAUCUUGCUGUAACAGAAGUCCUUUCCAUCAGGUACUGAUACUGAAACCUGGUCUGAGGGGGGUCACAUGACCACAUGUCACUGAUGAUGGCAUCAUCAUUAUUAAGUUUCUACUGUUUUUAGUCCAACACACUAAGAUUAUUUAAAUAUUUAAGUGCAAUUCAACUGGUUUAGUCCAAAGAUGGAUGAAUGAUGAUGGAUGGAUGGAUGGAUGAUGAUGGAUGGAUGGAUGGAUGGAUGGAUGGAUG
Molecule: messenger RNA, 3251 nt
Organism: Seriola dumerili (greater amberjack)
Lineage: Eukaryota; Metazoa; Chordata; Actinopteri; Carangiformes; Carangidae
Gene: fhip2b
Product: protein FAM160B2-like
Exons: 18
Coding region: 101-2239 (712 amino acids)
Source: RefSeq, a predicted model, not a curated record